AUGUGCACUAUACAAUGGUUUAAUUUGUUUUUUUCUUCAUCGUUGUACAAGAAGAAACCACGUAAUGAUCAACAACAAAUAGAAUCGAACAUUAUUAUUUCAUCUUCUUCGUCAUCAUCUGAAUUUCAAAACUCUCAUCAUCCUUCUUCGUUCUCUGGUGAUCAAACUGCAUGUAGUCUUGUUUCUGACACUUCAUCAUCUUCUCUCACAGUUUCUAGUUCUUUAAAUGAAAAUUCUGGAACAAAAUGUAUUCCAAAUGAUAUCAAUGCAACAUGUAAUGAUUCUCCUGUUCAACCAAAUGAUGCAUGCUAUUGUUAUCAUUGUCGUCAUUUUUCUUGUAAUAAAUAA
Molecule: messenger RNA, 348 nt
Organism: Rotaria sordida
Lineage: Eukaryota; Metazoa; Rotifera; Eurotatoria; Philodinida; Philodinidae
Source: the annotation of a GenBank genome assembly